Molecule: messenger RNA, 646 nt
Organism: Drosophila novamexicana
Lineage: Eukaryota; Metazoa; Arthropoda; Insecta; Diptera; Drosophilidae
Gene: mRpL49
Product: probable 39S ribosomal protein L49, mitochondrial
Exons: 2
Coding region: 74-607 (177 amino acids)
Biological process (GO): translation
Cellular component (GO): mitochondrial large ribosomal subunit; ribosome
Molecular function (GO): structural constituent of ribosome
Source: RefSeq, a predicted model, not a curated record
AGCGAACUAGUUCCGCAACAGCGCAUAUGUAACACAAUUUUGUGUUUUCCUCUUUUGCUGGAAAUCAAUUUGAAUGAAAAUCAUGGCGGCCAGCGCAAAACGAAUGCUCAACAGCCUGACACAGCUGGUGCGCUCGCUGCACACGCAACCCGCCAGCUUGUCCAGUUUCCGCUCGUCCCGCGAGCUGCAGCCGCUCGAACAGUAUCCAGAGGUUGAGAUCGUGCACAAUCCGCCAGAAUGGAAGUUUGUGGAGCGCCUGCUGCCGCCCGCCACAGUGCCACAGCCAAUUGCCAAGCCGGCCUACCCCUCCGGCUGGCAGCCACCGAAAUCCGAUGGCCUGGCCAGCGGCUAUUUUGUGGCCCGCACCAAAAACCACAUGGUGCCCGUCUAUCUGCAUACACGCUAUCGCGGCCAGCGUCGCCUAACCGUUGUGCGGCGCGUCCACGGCGACAUCUGGGCUUUGGAGCGCGAGCUGCGCGCGCUCGUGGAGCGCGCCCGCAAUGGCAAGCUGUGCGCCACGCGCGUCAACGAGCUGUCCGGCCAGAUCCACAUCCACGGCGACUAUGUGGAUCUGCUGCGCACGCAUCUCAAGCAGCUGGGAUUUUAGCUUAGAUCGCAUACAAAUUACUGUCAAUAAACACAAUUC